Molecule: messenger RNA, 1144 nt
Organism: Caenorhabditis angaria
Lineage: Eukaryota; Metazoa; Nematoda; Chromadorea; Rhabditida; Rhabditidae
Source: the annotation of a GenBank genome assembly
AUGAAGUCUCGGGAUACUUUCCAUGAUGUGGCUUUGGUCUCAAUUACUGUUUCAUUUAUCGCUUUGACUACUAUGAUUUUGGCAGUUCCAAUGCUGAUUUCAAAAACUGAUAGUGUUCUUGUUGAAAUGUCUUUGAUGUCCGACUCUGUAAAGGUAUAACUAAAAUAAUGAGAAAAUAUAAAUAUGCGUUAUUGUUCAGGCGAAAUCAGAUAUUGUUUGGAAUGAACUUGUCGAAAUUACCCGUGGAGUAUCAAACCCAGUUGCUGGAAUUCAAUACUUCUCAAGAAAACCAAGAAGUAACUGGAUGGGUGGAGCAUUCUGCAAGGGUUGUUUCAUGCUUUCUUGUCCUCAAGGACCUCCAGGACCACCGGGAGCUCCUGGACCUGACGGACAACCCGGAGAUGCUGGAAGACAAGGUCGUGCUGGAGAUGAUGGAUUUGAUAUUCAGCCAGAAUCAGAGCCAGAAUUACCAUGUGUUAUUUGCCCAGCUGGACCACCAGGACCACGUGGAGCUCAAGGAGAAAGAGGAAUGACUGGAAAUCCAGGUUAUUCUGGACUUCAAGGACCAAAUGGUAUGGAAGGUGUUGAUGGGCAACCAGGUUUGCCUGGAUUACCAGGACCGAAGGGAGAUAAGGGACCACUUGGCCCACGUGGAGAGCAAGGAGAUACUGUUGUUGCUGGAGUUGGUAUCAAAGGCCCAGUUGGGCCACCAGGGCCACAAGGAAUGAAAGGGCCUCCAGGGCCAGGAGGAAAAGGAUCAAAUCAACCAGGACAACCUGGACAACCUGGACCAGUUGGAAUUAUUGGAAAGACUGGAAAGAUGGGAGGCUACGGAAUGGAAGGACCACCAGGACCGCCAGGAGAUCCAGGAAUGCCAGCAUCUUAUUGUCCAUCAGAUUGUGGAGUUCAACCAAUUCUCACUGAAAUGUUCCCAACACCAUUCACACCAAUUGCUGGAUAUCAACAACAAGCAUCGCGACCAGCUGCACAACCAAGACAAGAAUAUGCUGAACAACCAACACAAGCCAGUUCUCAAAAUGCUGCUGAAGCUUAUUCUAAUAGAAUGCAUGAUUUCCAAGAUUUUGAGAGAAGAUGGCGUCGCAAACUUCUUCAAAAACGUUUGAAAAUGAUGAGACGUCAUUAA